CCUCGAGGGAUACUCUUCCCUCCCAAUUCAGUGCUCAUCUUCCCCCCUCUGAUUCUGAUCUACAAUAACGGGUCCGAACUCCAAACCCUCACUCACUCACUCACCCGCUUCACAAACUCCACCCACAAACAAACCCCAAUCACUCCACCAACAUCUCCACUUCAACUUCCCUUCACACCACCAAUUCACCCCCAAACCCUAACCUAGGGUUUCAAAUCUCUAAACCAUGCCAUCCAUGGCUUCACAGGGCAAAAUCCACCAAAUCGAACUCGAGAACUUCAAAUCCUAUAAAGGUCACCAAAUCAUCGGUCCAUUUUACGACUUCACCGCCAUUAUUGGCCCCAACGGUUCCGGAAAAUCUAACCUAAUGGACGCUAUUAGCUUUGUUCUCGGUGUUCGGACCGGUCAACUCAGAGGCGGUCAGUUGAAGGACCUGAUUUACGCUUUUGAUGACCGUGAGAAGGAGCAGAGAGGCCGUAGGGCUUAUGUUAAGUUGGUUUAUCGGCUUGAGAACGGUUCGGAGUUGUUGUUUACUCGUACGAUUACGAGUGCUGGUGGAAGUGAGUACCGUGUUGAUGAUAGGGUUGUGAAUUGGGAUGAGUAUAGUAACAGGUUGAAGUCGCUUGGGAUUCUUGUUAAGGCCAGGAAUUUUCUCGUUUUUCAGGGUGACGUGGAGUCUGUUGCAUCUAAAAACCCUAGAGAACUCACCGUGCUUCUUGAGCAAAUAUCUGGGUCUGAUGAAGAUAAGAGAUUGUACGAAGAAUUGGAAGAAAAAAAAGGAGCAGCUGAGGAAAAAGCCACGCUUGCUUAUCAGAAAAAGAAGACCAUUGUCAUGGAGAGAAAGCAGAAAAAGGAGCAGAAAGAAGAAGCAGAGAGGCAUAUGCGCCUGCAAGAGGAGUUGAAAGCAAAAAAGAAGGAACACUUUUUGUGGCAGUUGUUUAAUAUAGAAAAUGAUGUUGAGAAGGCGAAUGAAGAGAUUGAAGCUGAACAGAGAAGUCUUCAGGAAAUUAUUAGUGAAUUGGAUGGUUACGAGAAUGAAUCACGCAAAAAAGAGAAGGAGCUAGCCAAAUAUAAAAAAGAAAUCGAUAAACGUGAAAAGAAGAUCACAGAGAAGAAAAGUAAAAUUGAUAAAAAUCAACCAGAGCUUCUGAAACUGAAGGAGGAGAAAACGCGUUUAAAUGCAAAACUUAAAAACACUGGGAAAGAGCUUGACAAAAGAAGAGAAGAGAAGAAGAAGCACAUGGUUGAAAUAAAAAAACUUGAGAAUGACUUAGCGGACCUUACAAAGCAACUUGAUGACUUACAGACAAAAGGUAAAUCUGAAGGGGGGAAGCUUCACUUAGCCGAUGAUCAGUUAAAAGCAUAUAACGGCAUUAAAGAAGAAGCUGGUAUGAAGACUACGAAGUUAAAGGAUGAGAAAGAGGUUCACGACAGGGAACAGCUUGCUGACGUGGAAGCUCAAAAGAAUCUGGAAGAGAAUCUCCAGCAGCUGGAGAGCAGGAAACAAGAACUUGAGUCGCAACAAAAACAAAUGCAAAGUAGACUCAAGAAGAUCAUCGAGGCCGUUGGAAAACAUAACGAAGAGCUCAAGCGCCUCAGAAGAGAACAGAACGACACGAGGAAGAAACUUGGAGACUCAAAAGAAAAAUAUGAGAUGUUGAGGGCGAAGAUAAGUGAAUUAGAGAAUCAGUUACGUGAAUUGAAGGCCGAUAAACUUGAAAACGAUAGGGAUGCAAAGCUGUCACAGGCAGUUGAGGCUCUCAGACGUCUUUUUCCAGGUGUUCAUGGUCGUAUGACUGAGCUUUGCAGGCCAACACAGAAGAAAUAUAAUCUUGCUGUUACUGUUGCUAUGGGCAGAUUCAUGGAUGCUAUUGUUGUUGAUAAUGAGCAGACAGGAAAAGAAUGUAUCAAGUAUCUGAAAGACCAAAGGCUUCCUCCUUUGACAUUUAUACCCCUUCACUCAGUCAGAGUGAAGCCAGUCAUUGAGAAGCUGCGUACUUUAGGAGGAACGGCAAAGCUUAUAUUUGAUGUGAUCCAGUUUGACCCGAUAUUGGAUAAGGCUAUCUUAUUUGCUGUUGGCAAUACUCUAGUCUGUGAUGAUCUUGACGAGGCUAAGCAUCUGAGCUGGACCGGAGAGAGAUUUAAAGUUGUGACGGUUGAUGGAAUUUUAUUGACUAAGGCUGGUACCAUGACUGGUGGUACAAGUGGAGGAAUGGAGGCAAGGUCACAUAAAUGGGAUGAUAAGAAGAUAGAAGGUUUAAAAAAGAAAAAAGAAGGGCUUGAGGCAGAAUUGCAAGAGCUCGGGUCAAUAAGAGAGCUGCAGUUAAAGGAGUCUGAAGCAUCCGGGAAGAUUAGCGGGCUUGAGAAAAAGAUUCAGUAUGCAGAGAUUGAGAAGAAAAAUAUGGAGGAGAAACUUUCGAAACUGGCGAUGGAAUACAGUGCCAUAAAAAACGAAAUUGGUUAUAUUGAACCUCAAUUACUUACGAUAAAAGAUAAUGUAAUGUCAAGAGAACGUAAAAUAUUAUCACUGGAGAAAAGGAUCAACGAAAUCAUUGACAAGAUUUACAAGAGAUUCAGCGAGUCUGUGGGAGUGGAUAAUAUUCGUGAGUAUGAAGAAAACCUGCUUGCAGCUGCCCAAGAGUUGGCUGAUGAAAGACUUAGCUUGAGUAAUCAGAUGUCUAAGUUGAAAUACCAGCUGGAAUAUGAGAAAAAGAGGGACAUGGGAGCUCGUAUUGCUAAGCUGGAAUCAUCACAGAUUGAACUGAAAAACGCUUUGGCUGAAGUUGAUGAGAGAGAAAAAGAACUUAAAUCGACUAUAGAAACAGCUACGGAGGAGAUUGAUACAAUGAGGGAAGAAGUACAAGAGUGGAAGUCACAGUUAGAAGCGUGUGAAAAGGAGAUAAAAGAAUGGAAAUUAAAGAUCUCUGCUGCUACAACAAACAUAACCAAACACAAAAACAAGAUUGAUACUAAGGAGAAUCUAAUCACACAAUUAAAUUCAAAGAAGCAAGAUAUUCUGGAGAAGUGUGAACUAGAACAAAUCAGCCUUCCAACUGUAGCUGAUGCGAUGGAUGUCGAUUCAGCAUCAGGUCCAGUGUAUGAUUUCGAUCAACUGAAUAGAUCACUUAGGCAUAACAUGCGACCUGCUGAAAAGGAAAAACUCGAGGCGGAGUUUAAACAGAAAAUCGGAAGCUUAAUUUCGGAAAUUGACAGAACUGCCCCCAACUUAAAAGCUCUAGAUCAGUAUGCUGCUUUACAGGAGAAAGAGAGAGAAGCAAGCAAAGAGUUUGAAGAGGCUAGGGAAGAAGAGAAUCAAAUACGUAAACAGUUUGAAGCUGUGAGGGCUAGAAGGCUGACAUGUUUCAUGGAUGCAUUCAAUCAUAUCUCCGGUAAUAUCGACAAAAUCUACAAGGAACUCACGACAAGCCAAACACAUCCACUCGGUGGGACUGCAUAUUUAAACUUGGAAAACAUUGAUGAACCGUUUUUACAUGGAAUCAAGUACUCUACUAUGCCCCCUACAAAGCGUUUUCGUGAUAUGGAACUUUUAUCGGGAGGGGAGAAAACCGUUGCAGCCCUUGCUUUACUUUUCUCCAUCCACAGUUACAAGCCGUCUCCGUUUUUUAUACUGGAUGAGGUGGAUGCAGCGCUGGACAACCUUAAUGUUGCUAAGGUUGCUAGGUUUAUUAGAUCGAAAUCAUGCGGUGGUGGUGGUCAGGAUGUUCUAGAAGGAAAUGCUUUUCAGAGUAUUGUGAUUUCACUCAAGGAUACCUUUUAUGACAAGGCUGAAGCGCUGGUUGGGGUUUACAGGGACUCUGAAAAAAGCUGUUCAAGAACUUUGACAUUUGACCUAAAUCAGUUUCGGGAGGCUUGACUCGGCAGCUUUGAAGACAGGGUUUGGGUGCUUGAAGGUUCAAAGUAUUUGGUUAACUUCUUUAGUAUGUAUAUGGAAGUACAUAAGCCUGACUUAUCUCUAGAUAAAAUAUGCAACAAUAGAUUUAGUCAAAGGUUUGUGUGCAUGAUUUACUAUUUUUCGUGUUAAUUUCUGCUGUUAGUUGACUUUAAACGAAACAAUUAAUCUGUUGUGGUUGACUUUAAACGAGACAGACAGUUAAUCUGUUGUGACUUGUGGUUGAAAUUUUGUUUAUCUAUGCGAUUUGCGAAA
This is a messenger RNA of Helianthus annuus (common sunflower), 4165 nucleotides long. Its product is annotated as structural maintenance of chromosomes protein 1. Gene Ontology annotation, cellular component: chromosome; nucleus; cohesin complex. Bases 227 to 3874 code for a protein of 1215 amino acids. Lineage: Eukaryota; Viridiplantae; Streptophyta; Magnoliopsida; Asterales; Asteraceae. The record is from RefSeq and is a predicted model, not a curated record. The transcript is spliced from 18 exons. Gene Ontology annotation, biological process: sister chromatid cohesion. Gene Ontology annotation, molecular function: ATP binding; ATP hydrolysis activity; protein binding.